GGCAAUAGGCCAUUCUGCCCUUCGAGCCAGCACCGCCAUUCAAUAUGAUCAUGGCUGAUCAUCCACAAUCAGUACCCCGUUCCUGCCAUCUCCCCAUAUCCCCUGACUCCGCUAUUUUUAAGAGCCCUAUCCAGCUCUCUCUUGAAAGUAUCCAGAGAACCGGCCUCCACCGCUGAUCACUUUGUGUGUGCGCGUGUGUGUGGGGGGUGGUAGUUUUUGGCUGGCUGCAACUGGCUUCCUUCACUGUGGUAUAAUACUGACACAUGCUUCCUGAGUGGAAGUCCAGAGACACUUCUGCAACGGAGCACUAGUCACGCUGAGGGACGUUACCGCUGCCUGACAUUACAACAGCCGGGACUGUGUUGCUGCCACGGGACUCGUGCGAUGAAUAACGCCUCGUGCAACGUGACCUUCACCCAGGGCUCUGUGCCAUUGGCCACCGUCUACAGCCUGGUGCUGAUCUUCGGGCUGCCCGCCAACCUGCUGAGCCUCACCCUCAGCGCCCUGAAGAUUCGGAGGAAGAACGUGCUGUCGGUCUAUCUCUUCACCCUCUCGCUCUCCGACCUGAUCUACCUGGCCACCAUCCCCUGGUGGAUCAGCUACGCCAGGAACUCCAGCCGCUGGAUCCACAGCAGCCUGGCGUGCAGCAUCACUGGCUACAUCUUUUUCAACAACCUGUACAUCAGCAUCCUCCUGCUGUGCUGCAUCUCGGUCGACCGCUGCCUGGUCGUCCUCUACCCCAUCGAGGCGCAGUGGCGGCGUCGCAGGCGGGUGGCCGUGGCGGUCUGCCUCACCGUCUGGGUCACGGUGAUGCUAGUCCACACCCCCGUCUUCUACCUGUCCACGGUGCAGACCUCGAAGGAGAAGAAUGACUCUUGCUUCGAGACCAUCCCCAUGCCCGACUUGGUGGCAAACUUCAACUACGCUCGCUUCUGCAUCGGCUUCUGCCUCCCCCUCACCAUCUUGGUGACCACCAACUGCCUGAUCUUCCGCCGCAUCCAGUCCAGCCCCUGCCUGAACACCACCCAGAAGAGGAAAAUCAAGUACCUGGCCCUGUCAGUCAUCCUCAUCUUCCUGGUCUGCUUUGCCCCCUACCACAUCAUCCUGCUUUCCAGGGCUCUGGCGUUCUCCCUGAGCAAGGACAGUUGCUGGUUCGAGGAGCAGAUCUACGGCGUGUCCAUCACCUUCCUCUGCCUCUGCACUGUCAACAGCAUCGUCAACCCCUUCCUCUACAUGUUCUCCUCUGAGAGCGUCAGGCAGGAGUUGAGACGGGACCUCCGGCUCCUCUUCUUCCUGCCCCUGCCUCGGGAGAGCGGGACGGAGACCUACUUCCUCAACCACGGCACAGGCUCCAAGAUGUCCUCUAGUCUGAGGAAAGAGGUGACCAGUAACAACAAAUGACCCAGCCGGGAGCUCUGACUUACCAAGUCCCCACCAUGUACUUGGAGCAGGCUCGCGAGAAGAUGUUCUACGAGUCGUAAAUCUUAAAUCUCCGCGCCUGCUCGAAUGUUUGAAUAUGCACAGAAGGUCAGGAGGAGAUCUGAUAUGAUCCAGGAACUGGGCUGGCAAAGGAUGAGCCACACACCUGGACACACCUGGGUCGUGGACAUUGGUGGCAAAAACGGGAAAGCAGACUAUUAUCUAAAUGGUGGCCGAUUGGGAAAGGGGGAGAUGCAGCGAGACCUGGGUGGCAUGGUACACCAGUCAUUGAAGGCAGGCAUGCAGGUGCAGCAGGCAGUAAAGAAAGCGAAUGGUAUGUUAGCUUUCAUUGCAAAAGGAUUUGAGUAUAGGAGCAGGGAGGUUCUACUGCAGUUGUACAGGGUCUUGGUGAGACCACACCUGGAGUAUUGUGUACAGUUUUGGUCUCCAAAUCUGAGGAUGGACAUUAUUGCCAUAGAGGGAGUGCAGAGACGGUUCACCAGACAGAUUCCUGGGAUGGCAGGACUGUCUUAUGAGGAAAGACUGGAUAGACUUGGUUUAUACUCUCUAGAAUUUAGGAGAUUGAGAGGGAAUCUUAUAGAAACUUACAAAAUUCUUAAGGGGUUGGACAGGCUAGAUGCAGGAAGAUUGCUCCCGAUGUUGGGGAAGUCCAGGACAAGGGGUCACAGCUUAAGGAUAAGGGGGAAAUCCUUUAAAACUGAGAUGAGAAGAACUUUUUUUCACACAGAGAGUGGUGAAUCUCUGGAACUCUCUGCCACACAAUUAACAACUUUGUGGAGUGGAGUGCACACAAUAACCUCCAUCUCAAUAACACAAAAACGAAGGAGAUAGUUGCGGAUUUCAGGGGGGGGAGGAGGAGGACUCAACCAACACCAAUCACCAUCAGGGGCACUGAGGUGGAGGUGGUCGCCAGCCACAGGUACCUUGGUGUGCAGCUUGACAGUGAGCUGGAGUGGAAGAGUCAUAUGGAGGCGGUGUACAGGAAGGGACAAAGUCGGCUGUAUUUUUUAAGGAGGCUAAGGUCAUUCAACAUCUGCCAACCCCUACUGUGCAGUGUUUACCAUUCAGUGGUGGCCAGUGCUCUGUUUUUUGCUGUGGCCUGUUGGGGAGAAGGCGCCCGCAUAGCGGACAAAAACAGACUGGACAAGCUGAUCAGGAAGGCCGGCUCAGUGGUUGGGGCUGAGCAACUAACGGUCCAGCAGGUGGCAGAGGCCAGAACUCUGAACAAACUAGGUUCAAUAAUGACCAACCCCACUCACCCACUCCACGCCCUGAAGGUGAUCAAGAGCAGCAUCUUCAGUCAGAGACUGAUUGCACCAAUGUGCAAAACGGAGAGAUAUAGGAAGUCUUGUAUACCAGCUGCUAUAAGGUUUUAUAAUGCACAAAAAUAAUUUUGUUUUUUUUUAGUAUUCAUUCAUUGUAUUUUAACUUAUUAAGUAUUGAAGCUAUCUGUGGAAAUGUGUGGUGUUAUGUCUGUCCUGAAGCUGUUGUGGCACUGUAAUUUCCUGUAAAGGAUUAUUAAAGGUUAUUCAAUUCAAUUCAAAAUGGCCUAAUUCUGCUCCUAUCACUUACGAAGUUAUGAACAUAUGAAACUAGCUUGCUGUUGGACGGGGGGACAAUAGACAAUAGACAAUCGGUGCAGGAGAAGGCCAUUCAGCCCUUCGAGCCAGCACCGAUAGGUAGGGUGAUGACUGCGGCUGCAUUGUUGCUUGCGGCUGUUGCAGAGGACGCUGCAAUGGUGUUGUUCUUGGCGCGGGCGUGAGGGGGGUGGUGUGGACUGUCCCACCAGCAGCAGCCUCUGGUGCAUUAAACAUCCAGCUGGCUGUGGGUGGCUGACGUGAUGUCGGAAGAUGGAACAAACCUCCCGCACAACACGAAACAGGAAUCACAUACCCAGCGAGUGUGCGACGCCCGGGCCUCUGUGUGACUGACUCUCACAAAGCAUAGAACAGUACAGCACGGGAACAGGCCCUUCGGCCCACAAUGUCUGUGCUGAACAUGAUGCCGUUAAGGGCCUGUCCCACUUGGUGAUUUUUUUCGGUGACUGCUGGCGUCAUAUCAGAGUUGCCGAAAGAUUUCGAACGUUUCAAAAUCCAGCGGCGACAAAACAAAUGUUGCGACACUUGAGGAAACACUGCGCGUCAAUACGUCAUCACGUCGCGUCACGUCGCGACUUUUUCGGUGACUUGAUACUUCAGUCAAUGAUGCCAGCAGUC
This is a messenger RNA of Leucoraja erinaceus (little skate), 3656 nucleotides long. RefSeq names its product probable G-protein coupled receptor 132. The transcript has 2 exons. The record is from RefSeq and is a predicted model, not a curated record. Gene Ontology annotation, cellular component: membrane. Lineage: Eukaryota; Metazoa; Chordata; Chondrichthyes; Rajiformes; Rajidae. Gene Ontology annotation, molecular function: G protein-coupled receptor activity. The coding region runs from base 385 to 1401 and encodes 338 amino acids. Gene Ontology annotation, biological process: G1/S transition of mitotic cell cycle; G protein-coupled receptor signaling pathway; negative regulation of G2/M transition of mitotic cell cycle.